AUGCUGCUUCGUUAUUAUUUGACGGUUACAGUUGCGCUCUGCUGCGAGGUCAGCGCGGGGCCAUGUCGCCCACACAGCAGCAGCAGCAGUAUUGCGACAGCAUCUUCCACUGUACACACGGAUGAUCUGAUCUCGUCUACAUCUCUAUUGACAUUGAGCAGUGUGGAAGUGGAAGCGACUACAGUCCUCGAGAGUACCACGUCGAUUCCGUUCAGUGCAUCUCUAGUUGUUCCUUCCGACACCCUGGCCAAAUCAAGCGCCUCUACAUCAGCAUAUGACUUGUCAGCGUCAAUCGACACAGCCGCUACAUCUGUUGUCUUUUCUUCUGUCACAACAGUGGCUUACUCAGAUACCCAAACGAGUGAUGCCGCCCUUACAGCAACCAUAACAUCUAGUGAAACAGCUGCAAGCCCGAUCACCUCGGACUAUCAAUCGCCUACUCUUGACCAGACAACUGGAGUGGAUUCCACCACAUUGGAUAUCACCACCACAAGCACGGAGGCAUCUUUCACCGCCACGGAAAGGAAUGAAACACCUCUUCCCCAAAUCACUAGCUCGAGUAGAGAUAUAUCGUCCGAUCAAACAUCAGCUGGCGCAGAAAUGAGCACGGCGGAAACAACCAGUGCCAAGUCAAGCACCGCCUCGACAAAAGAGGAGACAACUACCACGUCUACAACGAGCGCGGAGCCGAUUCAGCCAACCAACUACUUUUUAAACGGAGGCUUCGAAAUACCCAAUGAUGUGGGCGAAUACACGGGUACACCAUCAUUACUUGGCCGGGACGUCAAGGUUAAGUCAGAUUCCAUACAAGCUCUUUCCGGCACACAUUAUGCUGAACUGGCUCUCCCUCCUACUGGGGCCUAUGUCUUUCGUCAAUCUCUGACAGGCCUGGACCCGGCGAAGAGAUAUGCUUAUACUUACAACUGGGCAACCAACGACAUGACAGCUCUUAACGAAUUUAAUGCCUAUCUUAAAUUCUCCACAUAUAUUGGCAAUAGUGCGUAUGAGCUUGACUACAGGGGCGAAAUAGGUCCUAAGAACCGCUACGUCAAGAGGAAGAUCGUCUUCGGCGGAACCACGGCGACAGCUGCCGCCAUGGUGCAAACUCGCGUGCAAGCUGUCAGCAUUACAAGUGGUUCCAUCCGGUUCGACGAUGUCAGUAUUUUCGAGUACGACCCGCCAUGUACGCUUCUCAAUCCAACACCAGAAAAUAAAUGGUGUGGCUUGAAGGGUAGCGUGUAUAGUCUGAGCAAAGAAGACAAGGCGAUUGGGAAGGAACAAUCCUUAUCUCUUGAGGAUUGUCUGCAAAGUUGCCAUCUGGAACCAACAUGCCAGAUUAUCUCAUAUGUUGCAGCCGUUGGAAAUAAUAUAGGACGGUGCUGGCGAUUUAAGGUUCCGAGGGAGGAUAUAGAAUAUGUUGCGAACAGCGGUGGACAUAAUGUCUAUGAGCCAGGGUGCUUCAGCUUUAAAUAA
Molecule: messenger RNA, 1473 nt
Organism: Fusarium sp. VM40
Lineage: Eukaryota; Fungi; Ascomycota; Sordariomycetes; Hypocreales; Nectriaceae
Source: the annotation of a GenBank genome assembly